Messenger RNA from Drosophila montana, 1991 nucleotides. RefSeq names its product nudC domain-containing protein 1. The transcript is spliced from 3 exons. Lineage: Eukaryota; Metazoa; Arthropoda; Insecta; Diptera; Drosophilidae. The record is from RefSeq and is a predicted model, not a curated record. The coding region runs from base 163 to 1953 and encodes 596 amino acids.
AAAAACUACAUAAAAAAAAAACUCUGAUAGAAAUUUGAAUUGUGUGUCAAUCGAAAGGCUGCUAAAUUUAGUUUUGGUAAUUGAGAACAACUUUUGUAAAUUGUAAACGAAAACCAGUUUUUACGUGGAUAAAUAAAAUCAAUUGCCAAUUGAUUCGCCAGCAUGCCGGUGGUGGACCUAACUGUCGAUCGCAAUCUGCUGUGCCCCAAUUUCGACGGGUACAAGCUCUCCUUUGAUGCGGUGCCGGUGCUCCGUCAAGGCUUCGAUCGCGAUCCGCUCAAAUUGGAGCCGCACCUGAAUCAAUAUUCGCUGCUGCACGUCGAGCUCUUUGCCAAGCACAAUCUGCUCUUCUCGGAUCCGUGGGCCCGACACAACAGCUACUACAUGAACACGGCCCACCAGCUGGUCCUUUGCUCCUACGAUGAGCAGCACGGCCAGCCGCGCGCCCAGCGUGUCGUCUACACGAUGCGACGCGAGGAUCACGGCGAUGGGUACCAGCAUCUGGUCGGCGACUACAACUACACGCUGCGCUUCAUAUCCGAGAAGUACUGUGUGGUGUGCGACGGCAUGCUGACCUUCCAUCUGCUGGAGACCGGCGAUCGGAUGCGCGACACCAGCUGGCAGCUGGUCACCCGAUCGCCGGUCACCAACGACAUGCAGCAGCGCGGAUUUGUGCUGUACGAUGCGCGCCUGGACAUGGUGCAGGAGCGCAAGCAAAUCUCGCUGAUUGCCGGCCAUGUGAGGCGACGCGAGGCCGCCGCGCCGCAUCAGGCGGACGUGCAUGUGAUGCAGCUGAUCUGGUCGCGUUGGACCCUGGACAGCCAGCCCGAGGCGAGCUGGUCGUACAAGCUGUGCGAGCAGCUGGAGACGCCCGGCUCAAUAUACUAUUGUGCCUUUGAGCCGCGCGCCGACUCCCUGGUCGUCUGCUCCAAUGGUCAGCUCCAGACGCUGGCCCAGCUCAAGGCCGAGGCCGAGCAGGCGGCGGCGGCAGCGACUGCUGCCGAGGCUCAGCUAAAUCAUGACAACGAGCCCAGCUACAGCUGGACGCAGACAGAGCAGGAUGUGAUCGUGCGCUUUCCAUUGCGAUCGGGCGCCACACGCGAUGAAUUCAAUAUAAGCUGUACGCCGCGGCAGGCGCUGGUGAAGCGGCGGGAAGAGACGCUGCUGCAGGGCGUGCUCUAUGCGGAUGUGGAGGACGAGCUGACCAGCUGGACGGUGGAGGGGCAGACGCUGCAGCUGACGCUAGUCAAGCAGCGGCAGGAGCAGUGGCCGCGACUGCUGCAAACAGAGCACGUGGUGGUGGAGGCGGUGAAGGAGGAGCAGCCGGCGGAGCAGCCGGCGGAGCCGGAGGACGAUAGCGAAAUGGAUAUCGAACCGGAGCCAGAGCGUCUGCCCAUACCAAAUCUCGAGGAUCCCAUCGAAGAAUGUGACUUUCCAUUGGGCAACAGCGACGAUGACAUCAAAAUGGUGCGCUUCAAUCUGAGCACAUCUGGGAUUACGCACACGAUAUUCAUGGGCGCGAUACCGCCAUUGUUUGCCACCUCGCUGCGCGCCGGCUAUCCGGCGGCAUUUGUUACACGUCAGGGCGUGGACGCGUCCGUUUGGCUGCAAUUAUAUCAGCCGGCGAAGCCGGGCGAAUGGAGUGUCCGGCACGAGGGCAAUUUGCAUGCGUUUGGCUAUGUGCAGGCAUCCAAGCAGCAGCGUAAAUUUAUUGACUGUUGCCCCCAGCUGGAUUAUGCGGUCAUUUCGGAGAGCUAUCGACAUGUGUUCAUUUAUAAGCCGCGCUACGAUUCCGCCGGGGGACUGCGCAAUCGCAACGGUCCGCAGGUGGUUAUUGGCAAACAGAAUUUGGUCACACUGGACGACGAUCUGGGCGAGGUGCUGGGUCUGGUAACUGCAACAAAUGUGAUUACGGUGCUCACCGAACAUGCUGUACUCUAUCUACAGGUUUAGUUUUUAUUUAAAAUGGACAAAAAAAAAACGAAAGAAAA